GCCAAAAAAAUCUCACUGCAUCUUUCUUCCCCAACAGAAAUUCCUAAAUCAACAACUGUAGCUCCAAAACAAAAACAAAUAAUCAAAAACCCUCAAAUUUCAUCUCUCUGUUUGAAGAAUCCGACGCCAUUUUUCCAUGGCGGUAGUGCUCGGCAACGUUUCACCGUUCCUAGACCUCUCCACCUCGCCGCCUCGGCCCAUAAUUCCCGACCGCCGCCUCCGCCCCUUCCCCUCCGACGCGCUCCUGAACCUCUUCAACAAAGACCUCCACCAGAACCCUAAUUUCCACGCGGCGUUCGAAUCGGUGUUCGAUAACCGGGAGAGGCACUCGAACAAGCGGAAAUCGAACCAGUCGAAGGUGAACGGAGUGGAGUACGACAAUUCCAGCGACGACGAGAACGGCGGCAGCGGGAGCGGGUUCGAGGAUGAGCUCGGAGAUGAAGCCGAUGAAUUCAACUGGGAGAAGGAGAUGAGGAAGAGAGUGAAAGAAAUUGAAGAAAUGAGGGAGUUGGAGAAGAAAGCCGAAGAAUUGCAGUACAAAGUCGAUCAGGAGUUCGGCGGCGAGCCCGAUGACGAAACUGAAGAACAGAAGCGCAUGAGGGUUAAGAAAGAACUAGAAAAGGUAGCAAAGGAGCAAGCAGAGCGAAGGAAAACCGCUCAAUUGAUGUUCGAUUUGGGGCAGAAAGCAUACGGUAGGGGUAUGUACGGACGCGCCAUUGAAUUUCUCGAAGGUGCACUCACAAUCAUUCCCAGGCCGACCUUGUUCGGCGGUGAGAUACAAAUAUGGCUGGCAAUGGCUUACGAGGCUAGCAAUCGACACGCGGACUGCAUUGAUCUUUAUAAGCAAUUGGAAAGGAAGCAUCCCAGCGUCAGUAUUCGAAGGCAAGCCUCGGAGCUGCGCUACAUUCUGCAAUCACCCAAGCUUAAGAUAUCGCAGGAAGAGAUGGUCACCAUCCCACUAAUAGGUUCCAGUUAUGAUAGUUACGCAGCUACUUGGACGGAUAAAAACAAGGACAAAGACGAAAGGAUGAGCGGCUCCACGACGAAUCAGCUGACAUCAUCAAAAGACUAUUUGGGGGAUUUUCUGGUGUGGAAACCGCCCGUCGGAAUGGAGAAGAAUCGAACAUUCUGGGUUUCUCUAACUUUGUGGAUGGGUCUCGUCGGAGCUGCUCUCUUACUGCAGAGAUGAAGCUCACAUUUGUACAGAUGUCAUUUUAGAGCUGGUAUUGUUAGUUUGCUGCAAUUCUAUUACAGUUUGGUGUCUCCAUAUAUGUAUGCAUGAUUGCUGUUGUACUUGUACCAUAUUUCCACUAAUGAAAUAUAUUUGUUGUCUAUUAAU
Erythranthe guttata (spotted monkey flower) is the source of this 1339-nucleotide messenger RNA. Its product is annotated as Tetratricopeptide repeat (TPR)-like superfamily protein. The record is from RefSeq and is a predicted model, not a curated record. NCBI's taxonomy places the organism in Eukaryota, Viridiplantae, Streptophyta, Magnoliopsida, Lamiales, Phrymaceae. Gene Ontology annotation, molecular function: protein binding. Gene Ontology annotation, cellular component: chloroplast thylakoid membrane.